Messenger RNA from Haplochromis burtoni (Burton's mouthbrooder), 1804 nucleotides. Its product is annotated as cytochrome P450 2K1. The transcript has 7 exons. Gene Ontology annotation, cellular component: intracellular membrane-bounded organelle; cytoplasm. The record is from RefSeq and is a predicted model, not a curated record. Gene Ontology annotation, molecular function: oxidoreductase activity, acting on paired donors, with incorporation or reduction of molecular oxygen, reduced flavin or flavoprotein as one donor, and incorporation of one atom of oxygen; heme binding; iron ion binding. The coding region runs from base 146 to 973 and encodes 275 amino acids. Gene Ontology annotation, biological process: xenobiotic metabolic process. Lineage: Eukaryota; Metazoa; Chordata; Actinopteri; Cichliformes; Cichlidae.
AGUUAACUGUGCAGUCUCUAAUAUUAUCUGCUCCAUCGUCUAUGGCAGCAGAUUUGAAUAUAAUGAUCCAGAGUUUAUACUUCUGAUAAAGCGAACAUCCAGAAUUGUUAGACUUGGUGGAAGUCCCUCAAUACAGAUCUUUGACAUGUUUCCAUCGCUCUUCAAGUGGACUGCGGACAGAAAUGAAAUACACAAAAUAUAUUCUGCUAAUAAGAAACAAAACCGUGCCAUCUUCAGUCGCUUAAAAGAGAGUCUGAAUUCCCAGAUGUGCAGAGGCUUUGUGGAUGCCUUUCUGGUUCGCAAACAAAAUCUGGAGAAAUCUGGGAUUACCAAAAGUCACUUCCAUGAUGAUAACCUUAUGAUGACAGUCAUGAAUCUGUUUGCUGCCGGCACUGAGACAACAUCAACUACACUGAGAUGGGGACUUCUGCUUAUGGCCAAAUAUCCAGAGAUACAGGAUGAGGUUCAGGAGGAGCUGAGGAGGGUCAUAGGAGAUCGACAGGUGCAGGUUGCCGAUAGGAAAAACCUUCCCUUCACUGACGCCGUCAUCCAUGAGACACAGAGACUGAGCAGCAUCGUCCCCACUGCACUUCCUCACAAAACCACCCAAGACAUCACUUUUCAGGGUCACUUUAUUGAGAAGGGAACCACAGUGUUUCCUCUCUUGACAUCUGCCCUGCAUGAUCCCAACGAGUGGGAAAGACCGCACAGCUUUUAUCCUGCUCACUUCCUGGACAAAGAGAAAAAGUUUGUCAAGCGAGAUGCCUUCAUUCCAUUUUCUGCAGGUCGCAGGAUUUGCCUCGGAGAGAGUCUGGCCAGGAUGGAGCUCUUCCUCUUCUUCACCACCCUCCUUCAACAUUUUCGUUUCACUCCUGCACCUGGAGUUUCAGAAGAAGAGUUAGAUCUGACUGCAGUUGUGGGCAUUACUCUCAGCCCUUCACCUCACAAACUAUGUGCUGUUCCCUGUAUGUAAGAAGGAGGCAGUCUAAACAAAGUUGUCCUAUCUUCUCAAUCCUUUUAUAAAAAUGAGUUCUUUUGGGUAGUUUCUUGUUUGCUUGGGUUUUUUUUUUUUAUCAGCCCUUUAUUUCAUUUCUACAACAUUUCAAUCCUCCGAUUUUUAUGAAAAUAUGAGCAUAUGGUUCUGUUUUUAGUUAUCAUAGUUAUCAUAGGCAUAUGGAUCGGCCUUUACAAACUAAUGAAGCCCAAAUCAUUGUAACCAUUUGGGCUUCAUUGAUACGUGUAUGCUUUUGCAUGAGCUGGAGAUGGGCACCCUUUUUUGCCAAGGUUGUUAAUCUUGUCAAACUGCAUGACACACUGACAGACAGAGAAGACUGAAAAUGACCAUUCUGCGGAUCCAACAUCUAGAACAUGGAGAGUGGAAUAUGAAAACAAAUCUAACCAGUUAACCGGCAUUUUACGUCCCAGGGCCUAGCUAAUAAGAAACGAUGUAAAUAGGCUGAACAUUCACGUUUUCGCACAGGCUUGGAUUUUUUUCCCCUUAAUAAUAAAACACAGAAACUUUAGAAAAUGCACUUUGUAUUUACUUGUGUAAACAGCACUGCCGUUUCACUCCUGCACCUAGCAUUUCAAAGGAUGAACUCCAAGUAGUACCCUCAUUCCUUCACCUCACAAACUUGAUGCUAUUUCCUGCGUGUGAUGAAGUUGCAUUUUUUUCCAAAGUUGUCCUACCCUGACGCCUGUCAAGGAAUUCAGCCUUUAGUGCUUUCUGUUUUUUUCUAUUCUUUGUUAUUUCAGAGAAGCUCACAUGAAGUGCGAAAUGAAAUAAACUGAUUUUGAAGAACAA